AUCCGUCAGUCGAAGCUUGGAGUCGGUAGCUAUUGUGUGUCGCGAGCCAUCAGUUUUUGAGUGUAUGUGAAAUCGUCGCGUACUGGUUCUGUGGAAGUUGCUCUCGUUUUGCGUCGACUGUUCACGCAGCGUGACGGGCGUCGUCUACUAGUUUCACUGUUUUGUUAUUAGGUUCAGUUCAACACAGAAUUAUUUACACGGUAUUUGAAACUAGCCAAGGCCAUUCACUUCACCAGUGUGCUAGCUGCUAGAGUAGUACUGGCAACACGGGUCACACAAGCGUUGCCAAUUCUCUGGCAUCCUUUCAAACUCACACACACUAUCAAGAGUCUUCUCUCCCCUCCCCUCUUGUCCUACUCCAUUCCGAUUACAACAACAUCAACGGCGCUUCCCCCCUCCCCAUUGCCACCUCCCGUUCAUCUGUCAGAAUAGGUCGAAACCGCUUUCCGGGUGGAGGACUCUCGCGGCGCGCGUUUACACUCAAAUUCCUAACCUACAAAUUUCUACUUCGUACAGUCUGUUGUAGGGUAGGCUACAUCGUGUUGUGACAAUAGGUCUCUCUAGGUUACACUCAAAUUCCUAACCUCCAAAUUUCCACCUAGUACAGUCUGUUGUAGGUGUCUGGAGUGGUGUACGUUUGAAACUAAAAAAUAUCAGUGAAUUGUUUCGUGAUGCGGUUUAGUCGAUCGGAGCUCCCCGACUGAUUGUGCAGCCUCAACCGCCAACAUGACCGAUUCCGAAACAGUUGUCGACUUUGAAAAGUCGACAUUGUCCGAGUGUCGAACGAACUUUGUCAACGAAAACGACGUGGAUGAGAAAAACAUUGUGGAAAACAAUUGUGACGAACAAGUUGUGACGACACAGGUGGAUAAAGUUGACGAACUAGGCCACGAGUUGUUGGAGAACAGUAAGAAUGUGCUGCAUAUCAGUGAAUCGGACCUGUGUCGAGAUGAGGAGUCUCCAGCAAUUAUUCCGAAAAUAAUCAUGACGAAGGAGGAUGACAAUGAUGCCAGCUGUAGGCGUCAGGUGGAGGCUUUCAUUGAGAGGGAAAAGGUGGCGUGUCUUGAAAGUUCGCCCAUUGAAAACUGUGAUCACACCGCUGACCAUGUAAAUGUAGCUAGUGAGGAGCUUAAUGAGACCGAUCUAGGUAACGAUCACCAACAAAAUCAUGAUGAUAUUCUGAUGAUUGUUGAAGAUGGUGAUUGUAUCUUAGUUUCCAGCGAUGAUCAGGGCCGUGGUGUUGAAUCUAGUGCUGUCGUCGAUCAAGUUGAUGGAAUUUCCAAUUCGAAAACUGUGGAUAGUUUAGGGGAUGAGGUCGUUGUUGAACCUAGUACUGUUGAAAGUUUGAAGGAAACUAGGACAAUAGUUAGACAACACUCACCCUCGGCGACCAUUAUAAAAAAGCUGGCUCCGAAAACUUGGGACGAGUGGAUAAAGAAGGCGCCCGGCUCAGCCCCGCCCCGUCUGAAGAAGAUGGACUCUGUGGAGUCUGAAGGCGGUGGUCUGCGCCAUGAGACCGCUUCGAACGCCUCCAACGAGGCGGAGACAAAGUCGCUCGACCUGGAGUUGAGUGUGCCGUCGAAGACAGAGGAGAGGGUGAGCAGUCCCAAAGUGGUCAAAAAUACCAGAUUCAAAAUCAUUCCGCAAACGUUGGAUGUGCUGGAGUCUGAUCCUCCUUGCCGACGUGAGCCUCUGGCGUCUCUGAGUGAAGCUGACGAGGAUGCAAUGUUGGAGAACCCAACCAUCAUGCUGGAGAGUCACCUCAACGAGCUGACCAUGGUCGAGAGUCAGCUGAAGAAAUUGAAGCUGGAGAAGCAGCGGAAGCAGCGCAAGGGCAGCCAACAGACCGCCCCCACCCAGCAGCAGCUGCAACAGCAACGCAAGGGCAGGCGCGCCUCUUGGAUUACGGCGCUCAAGGCGCUCUAUCAGGCGCCGACGCCUGUCCGCGCCGCGACGCCGGCCGCCCCCACCCCCGCCAAGCACGUGCCAAGGCCCAACCGCCUCGCUGCGCCGCCCCUCAUCGCCAAUUACAAGCCAAAGACCGAGUCAGGAGAGAGUGCAGGCACAGGGACAGGCCGAGUCUCCUCGUCUAGAAGCCGCACUGCAGAUGAGCCGCACAUCGGCAAAUACAAGCUACUCAAGACCAUUGGCAAGGGCAACUUUGCCAAGGUCAAACUUGCCAAGCAUGUACCCACGGGUAAAGAGGUAGCUAUAAAAAUAAUAGAUAAAACACAACUCAACCCCGGAAGUUUGCAAAAGCUUUUUAGAGAAGUUAGAAUAAUGAAAAUGCUAGACCAUCCUAACAUAGUUAAACUAUUCCAAGUAAUAGAAACCGAUAAAACGUUAUAUUUAGUUAUGGAAUACGCAAGCGGUGGUGAGGUAUUCGAUUAUCUAGUUUUACACGGGCGAAUGAAAGAGAAAGAAGCCAGAGCGAAAUUUAGACAAAUAGUCUCCGCAGUCCAGUACUGUCACCAAAAGAAAAUCAUUCACAGGGAUCUAAAAGCUGAAAAUUUAUUAUUAGACAGCGAAAUGAAUAUUAAAAUAGCAGAUUUUGGAUUUAGUAACGAAUUUACGCCAGGAAGCAAAUUAGAUACGUUUUGUGGUAGCCCUCCCUAUGCCGCUCCUGAACUGUUUCAGGGAAAAAAGUACGACGGUCCAGAAGUUGACGUGUGGUCGUUAGGUGUGAUCCUGUACACGCUGGUCAGCGGCUCGUUACCUUUCGACGGAUCGACGCUCAGGGAACUGAGAGAGAGAGUGCUCAGAGGCAAAUACCGGAUACCUUUCUACAUGUCGACCGACUGCGAAAACCUUCUAAAAAAGUUCCUUGUCCUCAACCCAGCGAAACGAGCAUCCUUAGAAAACAUAAUGAAGGAUAAAUGGAUGAACAGUGGUUACGAGGAAGAAGAACUGAAACCCUACUUGGAGCCCGAACCCGAUUUCAAAGACCUCAAAAGGAUAGUACAAGUGCAGUCUGUAAUGGACAAAUUUGUUCCAGAAGCCCUAAUGGGAAUGGGCUACAGUCGAUCAGAAAUCGAAGACAGCUUAGCUCAGGCUAAGUACGACGAUGUCUUUGCAACGUAUCUCCUGCUAGGAAGGAAAUCAGCCGAUCCGGAGAGCGAUGGCUCGCGUUCGGGGAGCUCGCUGUCGCUACGCAACAUGCAACAACAGCAGGGCGGCGGCGGAGGCGGUGGAGGCGGAGGCGGCAGCGGAGGAGGCGGAAGCGGAGGCGGCAGCGGAGGCGGAGGACAAUCGCCUUCACACCGCGGCGUCCACCGCUCCAUCUCGGCGACCAACGCGAAGCCGUCGCGACGCGCCUCGUCAGGCGGAGAGACGCUGAGAGGCGGCGAGUCGGCGGCCAAUGGCGGUACUCAAUACAACUUGAACUAUAUAGCCCACGUCCUUCUUUCAAGAGGUGUACCGUCGGGGGCGGGCAACACGACCAACCACAAUCACAGCUCCGGGGGCGGUGGAGGCGGCGGAGGCGGUGGCGGGGGUGGCAACGUGAGCGGCAGCAACUUCAAGCGACAGAACACCGUUGACUCGGCCACCAUCAAGGAGAACACGGCGAGGCUCAACUCCAGACCUACCAAAAACGCUGCCAACCUUCCUGUGCUCGACUCCAACGUGCAGAGUCCUGGCAAACCGAGGGGCAAAUCGAACACAAUGCAGGGUCGUAACCUGAUCCCGGGAGGGUCAGUAGGGCGCCGAAGUACGAUCAGCUAUGAAGCGAAAGCAUCAUCCAAUGAAAAGACCAACAACACGGGCGAAACACCUGGUGGCGGCGUGGAAGUGGUGGGUGGAGGCGGGGGCGGGGGCCGCCUGGGCAAAGGCCACAUCAAGUCGGCGUCCAUUUCGACGUCGAGCCGGCCGGCGGCGGCCGCCAUAGAUCAUGACUCCACCCUGUCCGACCCUCUCCGUCAAAGCAGUGUGGGUGUUUGUCGCGGUGCUCCAGUGUCACCAGCGGUCAGCAACCGACAGCCGUUCCCGCGCAACGUGCCGAGUCGCUCGACGUUCCACAGCGGCCAGAAUCGCCAGCGCGGCUGGUACGGGGGCGGCGCCCCCUCCCCCACCGGCCAGCCCCCCCAUGAUGGCACGCAGCGGCCAUCUUUCUUCUCAAAGCUCUCCUCACGAUUUUCCAAACGACCAAUGGAUCCAGUUCCAAAACAUGUAGUUGGAGGUGAGAGAGUGAAUGAUGACCAGGUGAAGCCGCGAUCACUGAGAUUCACUUGGAGUAUGAAGACAACCUCAUCCAGAGAUCCCAACGAGAUAAUGGCCGAGAUCAGAAAGGUGCUGGAUGCGAACAACUGCGACUACGAGCAGCGCGAGAGGUUCCUGCUGCUGUGUGUGCAUGGAGACCCGAACACCGACUCGCUCGUGCAGUGGGAGAUCGAGGUCUGCAAGCUGCCGCGUCUCUCUCUCAACGGCGUCCGCUUCAAGCGCAUCUCAGGCACGUCGAUCGGCUUCAAGAACAUAGCGUCGAAAAUCGCCGACGAACUCAAACUGUGACUACCGCUCGAAGAGUCUUUCGACUGAGGCCACGCCCCUCCUCCACCCCCACCCCUACACUAAAGUGGAUCGACUCUUCUCUCAAACACUGAAAGCUUCUUCUGUUCACCAUCACACGUCACUCGUCAGCGCCAGUUUACUUUUGUACGUUUUGUAAAAUGGAGCAACUUGGCACCCGAUUCAAACAAUAACACUUGAAUGCAACCGAUUCCUCCAGGAGUGCCUCUCAAGCCUCCGAGAAACUGCUACAAAUGGUUUCCCAUCAUUCGGGGAUCGUGUUAACCUAUUAAUCAACUGUAGUAAAAAUAUCGCAUAAUAGGGGAAUAGCCGUUCUAGAUUGUGUAUACUCUUCCUCAACUGAAUUAUCCGUGUUUGGUUUUUAUCGAAAAUAUGUACAACUUUCAUCAUCAAUCUGGGGAAAUGUUGGGUUCAAUUUUUUUAUAAAGGAGUUUUGUACAUUUCAAAUCUGUAUUAUAACGUUUCUUAUAUUAUUGUUGAAUUGUGUAAAUUUAAAGUGAAUGUGUGAACAUAAUUAUGUAUAUCCAAAAUGUAGAAAAAUUAAUAUGUAUUGUAAAAUGUGGUGAAUCAGUUUUGUUUUGUGUAACAGUUCUCAAGCUAAAAUGUAACAUGUUUCACUCGUGGUUUUGAGCAUCAGAAGAAUUUUAAUUAGAUGAUACUGAAUAAAUGUAUCAGUCACUUCGUGCCUUCAGCUUGUGUAUGAAUAGAAUUCGCCUGAAAACUUGGCUUUCUAAUAGGCAAGCAGUAAUUAAAAAAAAACUGAUUGAAUUUGAUGGCACUUCACAACCUUACGUUCUUUCAAAUUUUCUAUUGAAAAGUAGACAUUAUUUGCUUUCUGUGAUGAGGUACAUGCUAGUGAAUUAAUUAUUAUAAAACAUCAAUUACCCUUUGAUAUUGGAAAUGAUAUUCUUUAUUAGAAACCAUGCAUAAGAUAGAUACUUAUUUGAAAUGAGUUUAUUAAGAAUACAGUUUUGAUAAUUUAGUGUUGAAAAUCAUAAAAAUAUCAAUGUUUUAAAAUGUGCUUUUUUCAGUUAGGAACUCGUAACCUGAUACCAAUACAUAACUGUAAAUUUGCUACUAUUGAAACUUCCCUGAUUGAUUAAUAAAUUCUUGUAUUCAUCGAAUUAUUAGAUUACCUGUUUGUUGAGUAGAAAAAAUCCAGAUGAAAGAAAUACAGAAUUUUACAAAUCAGAAAAAUAUAUUUGCAGAUGAGCUGAGUUAUUGAAUACACAUCACUCAAUUUGCCAAAUCCUUUUUUAACAAACUUAAAUAUCAUUGGCGUAUCAAUCUACUGUUUCAAAUAUUUUUCACAUAUUAUGUUGUGGUCGAUUCCAAUUUGUAUUGAUUAGAGGUGUCAUGGAGUCAUAGUUUGUGAUGCAAUUUUGAGAAUGAUUGCCCAUGCCCAUGGUCAGCAGAAAAGUGUAAAGUUGUACAAAAACCAACAGCAGUGAACUUUCGAAUAGGAUUGCUAAGUUUGUAGAUAUCAUGGGUGCUUCUCUUUUAUCAUUGUAAUUUUAUGUAUUGCAUAAUCGUGUGUGUAGCAACCGGACAAGUUAGUGAAGUUAAACAUGAACUUUGAAUGUAAAUAUAAAACAAGUUGUUAUAAUAAACUCUUUAGUUUGUAAGUAUACAAAACCUGAGCUUAACCCGAGUUUUAAUGAGAUAAGAUGUAGAAAGAAGUGCGCUCGGCCUGUGACUUACACCGUUCAGCUGUGGCGACUGUUCCAAAUAUCCAAGCUAUUUUUCCCGUUGUCGAUCAAAUCCUUGUUAAGUCUGCACAUAGCCAAAAGAAAUGGACAGCAUUUGUUCACUUUUCUUUUUAAAUUAUCGUUGAGUUGUUUGUCUGGACUAUAAUAGGUAUUAACAUGUUUAAUUUUUAUAAUAUAGAAAUUGUUCAAUUCAUUUUCUCAAUAAUAUGUAUCAUGUUAUUUGAUAAUAAUAAUGUAAAUUUUCUUAAGCUCAAUUCAUGCAUGACUCAUGUGCUCCCCACUAUAAAAAUAUUAAUAUUCCUACUCCUCGUUUAUUAUUAAAUACUAGCACAUCUUAGGUUUGAACUCUAUUAACUUUACUUGAUGUUCAGAUGAUAUAUGAUAAGUCAUGUUUGGAGAAAUGUGGUUAAAAUGUUCAAACCUUUGCUUGCAAUUUUUAUGCCUAACAUGAAAGUCAACGUUUAUAAGCAUUUUCAAGUUGGAAAUUUGACAUAUAUUUGUAAACUAUUAACAUUUAUUGAUAUUAUUGAACCAUACAGACUUGUGUUUAAUAUCAAUGAAACUGAUUUUCAUGUUAUUCCUCAUGUAUCGAAAAAGCUGUGAUGCACUUACUGAAUUUUUAGAGUAUUAGAAGACAAUAUAAAAUGUGUCUGUAAAAAUAGUAACCCAAACUUAUGUAAAUACCGUAAAAUAGUUGGUAUUUUCCAUACUUGAGAUAUCAAACAUAUUCUUUUGUCAUCUUUAAAAGGGAAGUUAGUUCUUUUAUUAGUUUGUGUGUAAAAUGAAAGUGUUGUUUUCUGGUAAAGCUAUUAAAUAGUAAUAAAUUAUUAUCAUUUAUUGUGGAAAAUAAGUCGACAGAUUUUCAGCUUGAUGUUUAGCUCAUAGAAAUCUAUUGUUUGAAAAUUAAUAAUGUCUCUAAUAUGCGGGUCUUAGUCAACCUUCAAACUGAGGAAACAUAAUAAUUGUUUUCUCUCUUAUCCCAUACUCCUGCAAAAUUGUUCACUUUCAAAACUUGAGACAGAUUAUCAAACUGAUUUAACUCGAAAUUUAAUAGAAUAAUGUAGAUUUUCCUCAAACUCUGUCUCGAAUAUUUCCAAACUUUCUAACACGCGAUAAAAUUUGACACUUUUUUAUAAAUUUUAUACCUAAAAUAGUAUAGACUCUAAUAAAAUUCGAACAAGCUGAACCCGACCAUAAACACAUUUUUUCUGUUGAAUGACAGGAAAUUAGAGCUUUAAUAAAUAGCCCUUGAUUUGUAGCUCUUAUCUAAUUGAGUAAAGAAUUUCAUGUAUGAGACUAAAAUGGGAGCAAAAUAUCAGUCGACAUAUUAAAUAAUAUAAGUUUUCCUGGGAAAUGUACAUAGAAAUAUUGACAAUGUAAAUAAGAACAAUCCAUUUUAAUUAUCUUAUUGAAUAAUUUUAUCAUUUAAAAUUGUCAAUCAUUUGGAUGUUCGUACAAGAAAUGAAUAAAACCUGAAAAUUUUACUGCAUCUUGUCUGAGACUUGAAUUGCAUCCAAUGCAUCAAUGUUUAGCCUAUCGAAAAUGAAAUGAGCACAACACUUCAUGGAACAUGGCGACUCGUUAAGAUGCCAUGUUUUGUGCCUUAUAUGUAAAACUAGUGUAUUGCAAAUCAAAUUAUGCAGUUUAUAUGAUUAUGAGACAGUGGCAUUGUCCAAGCAAAUAUAAUGUCCACACAUUCUAUUUAUGUCGGCAAUACUUCACUCCAACUUACAUGCUUUAAUAAAUUGAGCUGGUUUACUCGAUAUGUUAAUUUCAAUUUUAAAAUCAUGUUGCAGUUAUUUAUGAAAUUCUGGCAACAUUUACUUAUCCUGAAAAUUGUAAUUGAUAAAUUCCAUGAAAAUCUAUUUGCGUGUUAUUCUUUUUAUAUGUAUUAUUUAUACACAGAAUUAUUUUAUUAAUAUCUUAAGCUAAUGUGUUUCUUCGUAAUUGAGAGCGUUUUCUCUGAAACAUGGACUUGAUAACCUAACUAUAAUUUAUUAUUGUAAGUGCGUCAUCGACCAAAUCUGUGAUUUAUGAUUUGAUGUUGAUCGAUGCUGAUUUGCCGAAGGAUGGUUGAGCAAAUUCAAUUAUGCAAAUUAGGCGAUUGAUGAUUCUACCUUAACUAGAUAUGGCCAGCAAAAUAACAUUUUCAAAAAAUUAACUAUUUUUAUUUUGUUUUAGCUUCAUCAGUUCAUAUGUUUUCAUGUAAGCUAAAAAUAAAGUCUUCUGGUUAUUGUCAUAUAAAAUA
Molecule: messenger RNA, 8481 nt
Organism: Nilaparvata lugens (brown planthopper)
Lineage: Eukaryota; Metazoa; Arthropoda; Insecta; Hemiptera; Delphacidae
Product: serine/threonine-protein kinase MARK2
Exons: 18
Coding region: 727-4506 (1259 amino acids)
Biological process (GO): protein phosphorylation; intracellular signal transduction; microtubule cytoskeleton organization
Cellular component (GO): cytoplasm
Molecular function (GO): protein serine/threonine kinase activity; tau-protein kinase activity; ATP binding
Source: RefSeq, a predicted model, not a curated record